AUGGGCUCAAUCGGCUGGUUGUGGGAGCGACAUCGUUUUUUAAUGUAUCAAUGUUUUUCACUUCCAUUUGCAUUUUUAUUUUAUUUUCUCACAAAACGGGGACAUCUCUCCUUGACAUACAGGUACCUGUUUGUUUCUGUUGGAGGAAGUGUCCUGGCAGUGGUCACGAUGGGCGUCUACAGCAUCCUCCUGUUCACCCCCACACUCGCCUUUUUUCUGCUCGUGCGCUCCGUGGAUCCCAGCUGUAUCCACACCUGGGCAUUUGGUAUCCAGAUGUUGUGGCAAACCUUCUGGCAUCUGCUUAUACAGUACAGGGAAUACUACCUGCACGAACCCGUCAGCAUCAGAUUGUUUUUGGCAGUGUCCACUUUGAUGCUGCUCACUCAGAGAAUCACCUCAGUGUCUCUGGACCUCCAGGAGAAGCGAGUUGUCCCGACAUGCAGGGCGUCAUCCAAAAGGAAGGCUUGCAUCAUGCUUCUCCCUCUUGUCAGCUAUAUCCUCAACUUUACCACGCUGCUCGGCGGUCCUCUGUGCUCCUACGGCCGAUUCGUUUCCCUAAUGGAGGGGAUCGACCUCAGCUCUCCACCCAGUCCACUGGGUGUGGUUUUCCUAAAGCUGAUCCAAGUGUUAAUGCUGGAGUGGGUUAGGUUCUGUCUUGUCUAUUUUCUGAAACAUUAUACCUGUGAUACCAAAUCUGGCAUCUUCUAUGGCAUCCUGUGGCUCUGGGGUCUUGGACUGGUUUUAAGAAUCCAGUAUUACUCUCACUGGAGGAUCAGUGAAUGCCUCAGUAACGCAGCAGGGUUUGGCUUUUGGGAAAACUCAUCAGGGGUCUCCUCCUCCGAAUGGAACGGACUAUCCGACGGGGAUUUCUGGACCACUGAGGCGUCGAUCAGGAUGUCAGAGUUUGCUCGUCGCUGGAACGCCACAACGGCUUCGUGGCUGCGUAGACUGGUUUAUGCGAGGUGCAAACACUUCCCACUGUUCGCCUGUUUCGGUUUUUCUCUGUGGUGGCACGGGUUACACUUGGGGCACUUUGUGGGGUUUUUCACCUGGGCAGCAACAGUGAAAGCAGACCAUCAUAUACACAGGAACCUUUUCCAAAAACUGACACCAACACAGAGAAAAAUCUACACUUUUUUAAGCUGGAUAAAUGCUCAAAUGAUUGUUACUUGCAUUGUUAUAGCAGUAGAAUUUAGAAAUAUGACUGGUUUGAGACUUUUAUCUAAAACAUACAUAGGUCUGGUUCCGCUUGUUAAUAUAAUCCUGCUCUUUGUUUUAAAACUCAGUUCACUAGAAUAG
Archocentrus centrarchus (flier cichlid) is the source of this 1299-nucleotide messenger RNA. It is a transcript of the gene mboat4, whose product is annotated as membrane bound O-acyltransferase domain containing 4. The record is from RefSeq and is a predicted model, not a curated record. Gene Ontology annotation, cellular component: endoplasmic reticulum membrane. Gene Ontology annotation, molecular function: serine O-acyltransferase activity. The transcript is spliced from 3 exons. Lineage: Eukaryota; Metazoa; Chordata; Actinopteri; Cichliformes; Cichlidae. The coding region runs from base 1 to 1299 and encodes 432 amino acids. Gene Ontology annotation, biological process: peptidyl-serine octanoylation; lipid modification.